This is a messenger RNA of Neurospora tetrasperma FGSC 2508, 1165 nucleotides long. RefSeq lists its product as uncharacterized. The record is from RefSeq and is a predicted model, not a curated record. Bases 18 to 1016 code for a protein of 332 amino acids. Gene Ontology annotation, cellular component: glutamate-cysteine ligase complex. Gene Ontology annotation, biological process: glutathione biosynthetic process. Gene Ontology annotation, molecular function: glutamate-cysteine ligase catalytic subunit binding; enzyme regulator activity. The transcript has 2 exons. Lineage: Eukaryota; Fungi; Ascomycota; Sordariomycetes; Sordariales; Sordariaceae.
CAACAUCCUCAGCAGUCAUGGCCAAGUUAAUACUUUCUACCGGAAACAUCAUUUCCGGCGGGCCCUCCAUUGUUCGCAAGCCCGGCGCAUCCAACCUCGAACUCGUAAACUCUCUGAAAGUCAGCUUCCAAGAUGCGCAACUAGACUACGCCGACGAGAUUGAGAACCUGAAUGCGAAUGGAACGACGAAGACGACGACUACGACCAAUGGCACCAGCAAUGGCGUCCACGAAGCCACAAAUGGCGAUAGCAACACUACCGACCCCGUAGCAGGCCCGCUCUAUUGGACGGCGCAAGACCAGAAAAACAACACAAUCUUCGUGCCCCGCAUCGACUGGGAAACCGCUGGACUCUCUGAAGAGUGUUCGCAGUACGACAUUACCGUCAAGAUUUUCUUCCUGCCUACCACAACGCCCGACGUUUCGAGGCGGGCGCAAUACACAACCGAAGCAAUGGAGCUAGUGCUCAAAGAGCUCGGAGGGAUCCCAGACGUCGACCUGCUCGUCGUUUCCUUCCCGGGCAUGUCCUUCGACGGCGACUGUGAGUGGGAGGCCGACAAGCUGAACGCUUCGCAGGGUGACGACGAGUCCGAGAUUGCGACUUGGCAGGCGGCCGUCGAGGAGCUGCACCGCCAGGGACUGGUGAAAAGGCUGGGCAUCUCCGAGUUUGGCACCGAGAAGCUGGCGCGGUUCAUCAAGCGCGUGGCAAUCCCGCCGGCGGUGGACCAGAUCAACCUCAAGAACUGCUGCAACGUGCCGCCGCCGCUGGCGACGCUGGCUAAGGAACAAAAUGUGGAGUUGUUGGUGCAUAGCGAUUGCACGGAUAUCUUGCCCGAGGGGACGCUGAGGGAACUCCUGGGCCCGCAGGGUGCUGGGCUUCUGGCUGACCCAGCGACGGGCAGCGGCGGCUUGACGGGAAACCUCACGCCACAAUGGGUGAUUAAGUACACGGCUGUGGUGAAGAAUAGGGGCGUGAUUGAGAAUAAAGGAUACUUUGCCGGUGCCGAGUUGAACUGAGGCACUCACUCUAAAAUACUUGGGGGGUUAAUAGAACCGCAUACAAAACCGACCUAUAUAGCUGCUGCAUAUUGUGUAGCUGGGUCGAAGGGAGUUUUUUUGGAUGGGACGGGUGGCCAGGCAGGCAAGCAGGCAUUCUGAUUCUAUUG